CGGGCUGCACACGGCCAUACCCCUGCAUCUUGCUGAGGGUGCAAGGCCCCAGCUCCGCGGUGCACCGGCGCCCGCGGGGAUGAAGGGGAGGUGGCGGCACGGGUAGGUCUGGACGCGGACCGAGUUCUUGGCUCAGCCACAGGGCAGCAGCCAUGAGCCUGGUAGCCUGUGAGUGUCCACCUGGCCCUGGACUCGAGCCUGAGCCUUGCUCACGAGCACGGUCCCAGGCCCGCGUGUACCUGGAGCAGAUUCGCAACCGGGUGGCUCCAGGGGCACCUGACAUGACCAAGCACGACUACCUGGUGGAUGCAGCCACGCAGAUACACCUGGCUCUGGAACGCGAUGUCAGUGAGGACUACGAGGCAGCCUUCAACCACUACCAGAACGGUGUGGACGUUUUGCUGCGAGGCAUGCACGUCGACCCCAACAAGGAGCGGUGUGAGGCAGUAAAGCUGAAAAUUGCCAAGUAUCUGCAGCGGGCAGAGGAGAUCUUCAAUUGCCACCUGCAAAGGACGCCGGGCAGUGGAGGCAGCCCUGCUGUGGGUUUCAGCAGCCUGAGGCUCCGGCCCAUCCGGACACUGAGCUCUGCCCUGGAGCAGCUGAGGGGCUGCAGAGUGGUUGGGGUCAUUGGGAAGCUCAGAUAGAAAACCACGCCCUCCAAGAUUGAAGACAAAGGCCACAGGAGACGCUGUGCCACAGCACUGUGCUGGGCACCAUGUCGUGCACACUGCCCUGCUCAUACCCACUGCCAGCUUCCCACAGGCCCCACCCUGCUCUCCCUGUAUCCCCGAGCUGGGGCCCAGAGUCUCCCCACCAAGCCCAGAGAGAAGUUCCUGUGGGGGGCAUGCUCAUCUGCAGAAACCUGUCCUGCAGACGGUCCCCGCUGGCCGCAGCGUCAUCCAGGACUUGGGCAACUGUACCUUUCUCUCCCCCACCCCACCUCAUCUCAGCCCCAUCUGGGGCCCUUUCCCUUAAUUCAGGGCAGACAGGAACCCCUACUUGGGACACCCAUGAAAGGGAGGGAGUCAGAAGGAUGAAUGGCUGGGUCAGAUGAGGUUUGAGCCAAUAUUUGAUUGUUCCCCGUCCCAUUCCAGGGGUGGCUGAUUUGUUGCUAAAGGUGUUCUUUCUCAAAUUGGCUGUUUAUCAGAGUCACCUGGGGAGCUUCCUAAAAAUACAGAUGCCGGGCUCCACCCCAGAUCUGUAGAGUCAGAGCUUCUUGGUCUGAGCCAGGAAUCUGUACUUAAAACACUCAUGGGGGGACUUUGAUGGGGCUGGGAGCCCAGAGAGGGAAGGAGGCCAGGGUGGGCUUCCCUGCUCACCAGAGGGUGAAGGGCUGUCCAGGCAUUGCACCAUGUGGCCCUCGUAGCCCUUCGCCCCUUCGGGGUAGGUCUCCUCAUCUGCAGCUGUAAGUGGGUAAGAAUCUCCCCCCACCAGCCCCAGAGGGGUAUGUGUGUGGGAAAUAAAAUGAAAUAAUUUUUGGGAAAGGCUUGGCACACACUAAAAUUUGAUACAUGUUUGAUGGCUCUAAUGCCAGUGACAGGAGUGCGCUGGAGGUGUGCAGGCGUCCGGCCCCCCAGCUUUGCUCAGCUGCUUCUCCCAGGCCCCUGGCACAGGCCCCCUCUGUUAGCCGAGGCCCAGCCCGCUUCCAGCAGUCUUCCCUCCCCCUGCACUAGCCGGUACAGUGUCAGCCGAGCACAGCCACUCCCACAGACCGCCGGGGGAGGUGACUGCCACCACCAUUUCCCUGCGUGAGAUCCCACUGAACCACAGGUGUUGUGGAUAGAGGGGUUCUGGGUCACACAAAUUUGGGAAACUGUAUUGUUACAUUACUUUGUUUUUUAAAUGAUAGUUUCCAGAGCUGUUAGUAUGCAAAUGUUCACCUAGAGUUUCCAAGACAGAAUUCCCUGAAUUUGUUUAACCCCAGGACAUGCAUAUGCAAAGCAUUUUCAGAAUCUGCUAUUCUGAGGCCAGUGCUUAUGGAAAACACAAGUUAAAUAAAGCCAAACCCAA
Molecule: messenger RNA, 2010 nt
Organism: Manis javanica (Malayan pangolin)
Lineage: Eukaryota; Metazoa; Chordata; Mammalia; Pholidota; Manidae
Source: RefSeq, a predicted model, not a curated record